CGGGGUGCUGGUUUGCUAGCGAGUGUGAAACCGCGUGUUAAUGUAAGCGGCGCAAGAGGCGCGGGCGGCGGCAGGAGCAGCGGCGGGGACCCCGCGUCCCGGGGCAGAAGCCGGGACUCGCCUUCGACGUGGCCCGCCGCGGAGGGAGACAGAGCGGCAGCGCGCUCUCAGUCGCGUGGACGUUUGCCUCCGGGUCGUGAGAACUUUGCGGUGGCAGGAGCUGGUCAGCCCUUUGCUAAGAGCCGAGGAGGGGAAGGCAGGCGCAGGGAGCGCCCGAGCCGCGGAGAGCGACCGGCGGCCUGAUGCCCGGGGUAGAGGCGCGGCGGGCGGCCAAAGAGCUGCACCGGGAUCACUAGCCAUCGACUGGAGGGAGGACGCAUACUGGCGUGACCCUGCCAGGACCCCGCUAGGCUUCGAAGCUCCACGCCCCGCCGGAGACUCGGCAACGCCGGUGGAGAGCCGCCGGUGACCCGGAGCUUACCGUCGUGGGAGCGGGUGACCUCCCGACCCGAGACGCGGCUCUCGCCGCUGGCUGUCUACGUGGGUUUUAGCCAAGGCGCCACCUGCACGACCGCCGACGCAGGGAGGAGACACACAGCCUUCCUGCAUUUGUGAGCCGCAGAAGGGAGCGCGCCGGGGGCACCGGGUGGAGGGCCACCGGAGGUCCGGGCGCCCCCGCUGCGCAGACUCGCAAGCGCGGGGCCGGCCGAGCCGCCCGCAAUGUGGCCCUGAGGGCGGGGGCCGCACCCGUCGCGCCCUGGCCUUGCAUCCCGAGUGCCCCGUGCGCCGGCCUGCUGCGCUGCUUCACGUUCCUCGGCGGGAUUCAAGUUGGAAGUGGCGCGGAGGAUAGAGCUAUCCCGGAACAGAGCCGCGGCUGCCGCCAGAGCGAUGUUCCCGCAGAGCCGGCACCCAACGCCGCACCAAGCUGCAGGCCAGCCCUUUAAGUUCACUAUCCCGGAGUCUCUGGACCGGAUUAAAGAGGAAUUCCAGUUCCUGCAGGCGCAGUAUCACAGUCUUAAAUUGGAGUGUGAGAAACUGGCAAGUGAAAAGACAGAAAUGCAGAGGCACUACGUGAUGUAUUAUGAAAUGUCAUAUGGAUUAAACAUUGAAAUGCACAAACAGACUGAAAUCGCCAAGAGAUUGAACACCAUUUGUGCCCAAGUCAUCCCAUUUCUGUCUCAGGAACAUCAACAACAGGUGGCCCAGGCUGUGGAACGUGCCAAACAGGUGACCAUGGCAGAGUUGAAUGCCAUCAUCGGGCAGCAGCAGUUGCAAGCUCAGCAUCUCUCCCAUGGCCAUGGACCCCCAGUACCUCUCACGCCUCACCCUUCAGGACUUCAGCCUCCUGGCAUCCCGCCCCUUGGGGGCAGUGCCAGCCUUCUCGCGCUGUCUAGUGCUCUGAGUGGGCAGUCUCACUUGGCAAUAAAAGAUGACAAGAAGCACCAUGAUGCAGAGCGCCACAGAGACAGAGAGCCUGGCACGAGUAAUUCCCUCUUGGUCCCAGACAGCCUAAGAGGCACAGAUAAGCGCAGAAAUGGUCCAGAGUUUUCCAGUGACAUCAAAAAAAGGAAGGUGGAUGAUAAGGAUAACUAUGACAGUGAUGGGGACAAGAGUGAUGACAACUUAGUUGUGGAUGUGUCUAACGAGGACCCUUCUUCUCCACAUGCAAGCCCCACACACUCACCCCGGGAAAACGGAAUUGACAAAAACCGUCUGCUGAAGAAAGAUGCUUCAGGUAGCCCGGCAUCCACAGCCUCCUCUGGAAGUUCCUCUUCCCUGAAAUCCAAAGAAGUGAGCCUGCAUGAAAAAGCCAACACUCCUGUUCUGAAAUCCAGCACACCGACGCCUCGGAGCGACAUGCCAACCCCAGGCACCAGCGCUACUCCAGGCCUCCGUCCAGGUCUUGGCAAGCCUCCAGCCAUGGAACCCCUUGUCAACCAAGCAGCAGCUGGCCUGAGGACGCCCCUGGCGGUGCCUGGCCCAUACCCUGCCCCCUUUGGCAUGGUGCCCCAUGCGGGCAUGAACGGAGAGCUGACCAGCCCUGGUGCUGCCUAUGCAGGUCUACACAGCAUGUCUCCACAGAUGAGCGCUGCAGCUGCUGCAGCUGCUGCUGCUGUGGUGGCCUAUGGGCGCUCCCCAAUGGUUGGUUUUGAUCCUCCUCCUCACAUGAGAGUACCUUCUAUCCCCCCCAACCUGGCAGGAAUACCUGGAGGGAAACCAGCAUACUCCUUCCACGUUACUGCUGAUGGCCAAAUGCAGCCUGUUCCUUUUCCCCCUGAUGCCCUCAUUGGACCUGGGAUUCCCCGACAUGCUCGGCAGAUCAACACCCUCAACCACGGGGAGGUGGUGUGUGCAGUGACCAUCAGCAACCCCACAAGGCACGUGUACACAGGUGGCAAGGGCUGCGUUAAGGUGUGGGACAUCAGCCACCCCGGCAACAAGAGCCCCGUCUCUCAGCUGGAUUGUCUGAAUAGAGAUAACUACAUCCGUUCCUGUAAAUUGCUACCUGAUGGCUGUACUCUCAUAGUGGGAGGGGAAGCCAGUACUCUAUCCAUCUGGGACUUGGCAGCUCCAACUCCCCGCAUAAAGGCAGAGCUGACAUCCUCAGCCCCUGCCUGUUAUGCUCUGGCCAUCAGCCCCGACUCCAAGGUCUGCUUCUCAUGCUGCAGUGACGGCAACAUCGCAGUGUGGGACCUGCACAACCAGACCCUGGUGAGGCAAUUCCAGGGCCACACAGACGGAGCCAGCUGUAUUGACAUUUCUAAUGAUGGCACCAAGCUCUGGACAGGCGGUUUAGACAACACUGUGAGGUCCUGGGACCUGAGAGAAGGGAGGCAGCUGCAGCAGCAUGACUUCACUUCACAGAUCUUCUCUUUGGGAUAUUGCCCAACUGGGGAGUGGCUUGCUGUGGGCAUGGAAAGCAGCAACGUGGAAGUUCUGCAUGUGAACAAGCCUGACAAGUACCAGCUGCACCUCCACGAGAGCUGCGUGCUGUCCCUAAAGUUUGCUUAUUGUGGCAAAUGGUUUGUGAGUACUGGAAAAGACAACCUCCUAAAUGCCUGGCGGACACCAUAUGGAGCCAGCAUCUUCCAGUCCAAAGAAUCUUCAUCAGUGCUUAGCUGUGACAUCUCUGUGGAUGAUAAAUACAUAGUCACUGGCUCAGGGGACAAAAAGGCUACCGUUUAUGAGGUCAUCUACUGAGAAUACCACGGCUUCAUAUUUACAGUUGGAUUGGGCCAAAUGUUUGGAAUUUGUAGAAAUAGAAGUUAUAAUUUAAAAAAAAAAAAACAGAAACAACAUCAAGAAACCUGAAGAAACCUGUUUCCAAAUCUUGACACAGAACUGCUUUGAGUCUACAAAGAGAAGGCAACAAGUCUUAUCAGUAGACAGUCGCCUGUCUAACUUUGGGCACCACAAUCACACAGAAGCCAGGUGUGGGAUAGAGGAGCUACCUGCUGCCUGUCAGUCCUGCCUUAGCCAACUGUGAGCUUACAUUUCUGUUCCUUGCAAUUCGGUUCACCUUGAGUCCUUUGUAGAGCAGUGGUGUCUACAAUGAACUUGUUUCUUGGUUUUGCAUCUUGUGAUUUUUUUUUUCUUUUUGUAAUUUUUUUGUUGUUUCAACAUUUGUAUAAAUUGUAAAUAUAUUUGGUUUAUUACAGUAAAACCUUUAGUACCAGUAAGUGGUCUUCCUCCUUGACUCUUUUUAAUCAAUACAUUCGAGUCCUAGAUGUGGGUUUUGCAAUUAAAGUCCAUACACACAUAGGUAAGUCCUUUGUACACUUGUUUUUGCAGAAAUAUAUUCAGCUAUGAACAUCUGCUGUAUUGGGACUGAUCCCAUCAAGUCCUUGGGGAUCAACAGAGACUCAGGAUCAGAAGUGGAAUUGUCAGUUCAUGACAGCUUUAAUAGGCGAAAUUGGAAUUACCUUUAAUACUCAUUCUUUGAGGCUCUUGUGAUUAAGAUUUAAAACUAUUACUAUGACUUUUAUUUUGUUUUUACAGGCUCUUACACUAUAUUUUAUGCUCACCUUAAGCUGGUAGCUAUCCUCUUGUCUUAGCCUGGAGUACUAGUGUGUGCCACCCUUGUGAGUUUUUUAACUUAGAUAAUGUAUCAAACAAUGAUCCUGUUUUCACACAUUUUCAUCCCUCCUGUCUUCUUUCUCCCUCAUCCUUACCCCUGAGAAACCUCAUCUGAUGUAUGCGGUUAAAUCUAAGAGUGUGUGGUCACAAAUUAAAGUUGUGCCUUUUCCUAGUAUCCUACUGACAAACCAAACCAUUAUUGUAGGAAGGCCCAGUCUUAUCUACAUUCUUUCUCUUGUAUUUCAAGGAAUAUAUUGAUGAUUUAUGUUUUGUUUUCUGAUGUGUGCUGUUCAGAAAGCUCUGGAGUUCACGUCCCUGGAAAACUGAAGUGGAAAGUCAGCUGGUUAUGUCUCAUUAGUACUUACUUGAUCUAUUAUACUGAUUUGCUUAAUCCAGCAAGCUUUGCCCCGUUCAUCUCAUUAAGACUGUCCCUGCAGCUCUGGAUAUUGCAGUCUGGAAUUAAUCUUUUGUCCUUAUUUUUAUAGACACAUUUUUACUAAUUUGAUUAGGUGAUAUCUGUAACCCUGGGCUCUUAAUAAGCUACCAAGCAUGUUUUCUUUUGAAAAGGCUAUACAACUUAUGCUUUUUAUAUUUGCUGUUGACUUCUAUGUAUUAGGAAAACACAUGGUUAGUAAGUAGCUAAGGAAUUUCCUGUGCCCUUGUUUAUUUACGAUUCAGUGAAUUUGUAGUUGUUCUUUAUGCUUUUCAUUUGUCAUCAAGACCUUUUUAUAUGUUUAAAAAUACUAGUUUUCACCCAAAAACGUUUUUUCAAGGUUUAUUAAAUAUUUUUCAUUAAACAAAUAGCAAAUACUAAUGGCCAAAGCUGAUUUCUCUCUCCCUUCUCUACAUUGUGGAGUGGGUUUCUCCUUGACUUGCAGCAAGACAACCAGCUACAUAGUGAUGGAAUAUUUGUUUCUCUCCUGCCUUAGGCUCGGGCACAGGCCAGCAGUAUUGCUAUAGGUCUACAGAUUGACUUCCAACUACAAGUAGAGAAGGAUGGAAGUCCAGGGAGAUAAACCUGUGAAUAGAAUCUAUUAAAUCCCUUUCAUUCACCAGUACGUUAGCCAGAACAAACAAGGUGAGUCCAGCCUAAAGGGUAGCAGCUUUAGGAGCUGAGAAUGGAAAGUUGGAAUUUGGGAAACUGUUCAGGUCAUCAUUUCUCACUUGUAGAAUGUGAAUGUUAAAAAUCCUGUGCCUAUUGCUCAAGGUAUUGCGAACCAUAAGUUGAUACUCAGCAUGAUAUAGUGACACGUGUCUCAUAAAUGCAGCAUGAAUGGAGUCAUUGUCUUUUCCUUUAUAGUAUAACUCCACAUUAGUUGUGUGUGUGUUUGUAUGUGUGUGUCUACAUACACAUAGGAGCUUUUUCGUUUGUAGGUUUCUAUGUGACUGGUUGGAAGGUCUUUAAUGUUAUUAAUCUUUCUGUUUUCCUUCCUCUGCCCUCUCCUCCUAAUCCCAACCCAAACUUAAUCCUUCAUGUUUCAUUAUUCCAGUUCAACCCUUUAUGCAACCAUGUGCUAUGUUGUCUCCCUUGAAAGCCUCCCCCACCACAUAUACACUAGUUUCCUAACAUCUGUGGGUAUUCCAGAUAUACACAUCUGAAGAUUCAAAGUCAAUACCUACAAAUAAAAGAAAACAUUAAGUGUUUGUGAGUCUGGAGUUACCUUACUCAAAAUGAUUAUUUCUAGCUUUUGUUAAUUUACCUAUACAUUUCAAAAGUUUGUCUUUUUUUCUUUUGUAACAACUAAAUAAAAUUGCAGUGUGUAACCAUAUUUCCUUUUCAAUAUCCAUUCAUCAGUUGAUGGAUAUUUAGGUUGUUUCCAUAUCCUGACUAUUGUGAGAAGAGCAGCUAUGAAUAUUGAUAAGCAGGUCUCUCUAUAGUAGCCUAUAGAGUCCUUUGGGUCUGUGUCCAAGAGUGAAUAGCUGUAUCCUGUGGAUAUCUAUUUCUAGUAUUUUAAGAAUUAUCUGAUUUUCCUAGUGGUUAUACCUGUUUGUACUCCCAUCAGCAGUGAUUAGCAUUCUUCUUUCUCCAUAUCUAAAUCAACAUUUGUUGUUGCUUGCUCUUUUUUAUUUUAGCCAUCUGUCUCCACUGUAAGGUGAAAUCUUAAAGUAAUGUUAAUUUGCAUUUCUCUGAUGGCUAAGAAUGUUGAACAUUAAAAAACCAAAAUGUGUUUCAGCCAUUUGUAGUUCCUAUCUUCAGAACAUUCUGUUGAUGCCUGUGCUAUAUAUGUCAUUAGUUUUCUUGAUGUUUACUGUUUUGGGUUCUUUGUGUAUUCUAGAUACAAACCUCUGUCAGAUGUAUAGCUGAUAGAGUUUUUUCCCCUUAUUCUCUAGGCUGUCUUCCCUCAGGUGAUGGUGUGCUUUGUUGUACAGCCCUUUUAGAUUAGUGAGGUUGUACUUAUUUAUUAGUGUUAAGGUACUACCAGAAUCCUAUUGGGAAAGACCUCUCCGAUGCCUGUGAGCACAAGCACCUUCCCUUCUUACUCCUUUCUCAGAUUUAAGGUAUCAGGUCUAAUGUUGAGAUCCGUGAUCUUGUCGCCAUUGACUUUUAUAAGGGAAGAUAGAAGGAGCGAGCUUCCUUUACAUAUCACUGUCCAGUUUGACCAGCAGCAUUUGUUGAGGAUGUCAUUUGUCCAGUAUGUUGUUGGCCUCUUUGUCCAAAGUUUGGUAGCUAUAAGGAUUGUGAACUUAUAUGCUGGACUUUAGUUCUAUUACAUUGAUCAAUAUGUCUGCUUUAUGCCAGUGCCAUGUUGUUUGUAUUGUGAUAGCUUUUUUACACCUUAAAAUCUGAGGUGUUGACAACUACUAGCAUUUUGUUGUUCAAAACUGUUUCAGUUUUCCUGGGUAUUUGGAAUUUCCAUAUAGGAUUUAAGAUUUUUUUUUUUUAAUUUCUGUGAAGAAUUGUGUUGGAGUUUUGAUGGAAUCUGCACUGUAUUGGUAGAUUACUUUUGAUAGGAUGGCCAUUUUCACACUACUCUACCAACCAAUAAACAUGUGGGGGUAGGGGGUGACUUUCUGUUUUCACAUCUUUCAUAUUUUCUUCAAUUUUGUUUUUCACUGUCUUAAAGUUUUUUAUUGUGUAAGUCUUUCACUUCCUUAGAUUUAUUCCAAGGUUUGUUUGCUUGUUUCUGAAGCUGUUGUGAAUGGAAUUGUUUGCCUGAUUUCUUUCUCAGUGUGUUGCUUACUUGUACUUAGGAAGGCUACUAGUUUUUUGUGUUAAUUUUGUGUCCUCUUACUUUGUCAAGUAUGUUUAUCAGCUGUAGGAAAUUUCUGUUUGAGUCCUUAGGGUCUUUUCUGGGUAGAUGUAUAUCAUCUACAAAUAAGGAUACUUUGUCUAUUCUUUUCAUAUUUACAGGGCCUUUAUCUCCUUCACUUGCUUAAUUAGCCUGAAUAGGUUGGAGGAGAGUGGGCAUGGAAAUGAUUUUUCUUUUUUUCCCCAUUUGGGAUGAUGUUGGCUGUGAGCUUGCUGUAUAUUGCCUUUUUUUUUAGGUUAAGCUAUGUCCCCUGUAUUCCUAGAUUCUUUGGGACUUUUCUCAUGAAAGUAUGUUGGAUUUUAUCAAAGGUUUUUCUCUGUCUAAAGAGAUAAUCAUUAGAUUUUCAUUACUCAGUCUAUCUGUGUAGUAGAUUAUACUUAUUUCUAUGUAUGAGGUAGAUUACAUUUAUUUAUGUAUGUAUAUUGAACAAUCUCUGUAUCCCUGGGGUGAAACUGACUUCAUUAUAAUGGGUAAUCUUUAUGAUGUGUUCUUGAAUUCAGUUUGCAAAUUGAAAUGUAAACUUAAGGGUUUUUUGGAAAGUCAGUUGUGUUGGAUGGUAUUUUCUUGGAGCAAACACUUGAAGGAGUAUUUUACUGAAGCAGACACAGAUGAAAGGAUGUUUUGCUAAAUCAAGCAUGUGGGACAUGUGAAGGAUUCAUCACUAAUGAGAUGCCUAUAUUGAUCUGACUUACACUGCACAGCUGAGCUCUGUUUGUUGUGACUUCAUAGAAUUGCAUCAAAAAAACUAAACAAAACAAAACAAAAAAAAAAACUUUAGGCUGAUUGGCAAAGUGAUGUCAGCUGAUACAGAUUCAAGUGAAGUUUUGCUAAGUCAGAUUCACAUGCUCAGGCAAGAUGUGGUGAGGCAAGCAAGACCCAUGAAGGACAUGUAAUACUUGGAGGGAAUGUAAGUAGGACUCAACAGGCUGUGAGAGAGGCUUGGGUAGGCUUGGCUUGCUUGCUAGUAGAGCUAGCUGUACAAAUCAUCUUCACAUCUUCACUGAGAGAGGCACAGCCAAGAACUUCUGGCAUUCCCCUUGGCCUUGAUUCUUCCUGCGGAAUCGUGGCGAUUAGGCUGAGGCCUGGCUGUCUCUGCUAGGUCAUGCUACCACUGAUGAUUCAAGUUUGCUAUUCUGACUCUAUUGAACUAGCUGGUUUGUUGGUAUAUUCAUGAAGGAUUUGCAAGUGGAUUGAGCUGCCAUUGCUGAGCUGAACUGAACUGCUGAUCUCCUGACAAUGCAGAUGGGAUUUGCUCCAAAGAACCAUUUCUAAACAGGUGCACCCCCUCCCCACCUCCAUCCAACCCUCUGUAUCCUUUCUUUUCCUCGACCUCUGGUGGGUGGAGGUGGAGGACUACAAAGAAAGUUAAAGGGUUUAAGAACCAACAUUAAAAGUAGGCCCUGAAAAAAAUUAACAUUAUUCUAAGGGGUUUUAUUGAGAGUUUUUCCAUUCAUUCAUAUUUAUCAAAGAGAUUGAACUAUGAUUCUCUUUUGUGUAUAAGGAGGUCUUUCUCUGAUUUUGGUAUAAGGGUGAUACUGGCAUUGUAAAAAUGAUGAAAUGUCCUUUAAUUUCCUAUUUUGUGGAAUAAUUUGAGGCGUAUUUGUAUGAGUUCUUUUGAAGGUGUUAGAAAUCUGUGGCGAAUCCAUCCAUCUGGUACUAUGCUGUUUUGAAUUGGAGGAUUUUAAUUACUGGAUCUUUCUCGUUGGAUGUUAUAGUUCUAUUUAAAUUAUUUAUUUCAUCUUGAUAUAGAUUUAGCUUUUAUAGGUGAUAUGUAUCUAGAAAUUAAUUUAUGUCUUUCAGAUUUUCUAUUAUGUUAGAAUAUAGAUAUUUUUAAAAAUAUUGUCAUGAUUCUCUGAAUUUCCUUUUUAUAUAACUUUCUGUAUAUUAUAAUGACUAUUAAUUUGAAUCCUUCUUUUCAUUGAUUUGUCUAAAGGUUUGUCAAUCUUUUCAAAGAACCAACACCUUAUUAAAUUGAUUCUUUGUUUUGUUUUGUUUUCUAUUUCAUUCAUUUUCAGAGCUGAUUUGAUUGUCUCUGCCCAUCUACUUUGUUUUUUUUUUUCCCAAGGACUUUGUGUGUAUUAUUAAUUUGAGAUGCCUUGCUUGCUUGCUUGCUUGCUUGGUUACUUGCUUCCUUUCUUUCUUCUUUCUCCCCCCACCCUCUUCCUCUUUCUCUUUCUUUUUCUUCCUUCCUUCCUUCCUUCCUUCCUUCCUUCCUUCCUUCCUUUUAGCUGUAGUGUUAUGGAAUUUUUUCUUAGGACUUACUGUCUUCAUUGUGUCCCAUAGAUUUUGGGAUGUUAUGUUUUCAUUCAGUAGUUUUAGGAAUUAAUAAAAUUCUUAAUUUCUUUCUUUCUUCAUUCAGUUAACACUCAGUGAGAUUUUAUUUAUUGUCUACAAGCUUGUGAACUGUCUGUGGUUUCUGUGAUUGAUACAUAGCUUUAUACCAUUGUGGCAAGAUAGGAAAUGGGGUGUAAUUUGAAGUUUGCUGCAUAUUUUAGACCUUUUUUUGUAUCAUAAUAAGUAGUUGAUUUUGGAGAAUGUUUCACUGGCUCCUGAGAAAUUAUUCUUGUGAUAAUUAGCUUAAAAUCGCAUGUAAAACAAAGCAUACCUGAAUCUCUUUGAUACAGAUUAUGUGUGAUUACAUCAAAACACUUUAUAAAGUAUAUAUGACACUCUCCAUAAAGAUAAAUUUUGUAGAUUGGUAGAAAUGUCCGUGAGCUACACAUAUUGAAACAAAGGUCACCAGGCUAGAGAGCACCUCCAGUCCAGCCUUCUCAGUAGAAAGGGGGCUUUGCAUUCUUUCUCUGAAAGAACAUCCCUGUGUGCUUGAUAUUCUGGGUUCCCAGAGUACAUAUGUGUAAGCACAAAGAUACCUCUGUAUUUAAUGCAUAGUUUUGUUAGGUCUAGUAAUCUUGUUUGAAACAUGGGAUUGUUCAGGACUUGGAAUACAUGCAGGCUCUUCUGGCUUUAAUAUGUUCUAUUCUAAUGUAUGUGCCUUUAUCUCUCUCAUAGAGCUUUCAGUGCUCUAUGAGAGCUCUUUAGUCUGUGUUCUUAAUAUUUGAACCAUAAAAUAUGAAUUACUUUCUUCUCUGGACUUGUCUAUUUGGUAUUCUGUACGCCUGUUUUGUACCUAGAUGAGCAUAAUUUUAGGUUUGGGAAAUAGUCUUGUAUGGAUUUACUGAAGAUAUUCUAUGCAUUUGCUGUAGCAUUCUGUAUUUCUUUUUAUGCCUUUAAUUCAGGAAGUUGAGGUUUGGUUUUUGUUGGUUUCUUUCUUUCUUUUUUUUUUUUUCCUUUUAUCCCCAGUUUAUAGAAUUUUGGCCUUCUGAUAGUUUUGGUUGACUCUCUGUAUUCUUUUGGUAUGUGUUUCAUCACUUUUGGCCUUGGUCUAUACUGGUUUUUGCCAUGUGCUCAAUUUUAUUUUGGCUUUUUACAUUGUAGAGCUUUGGGAUACAUUAUUAGGUUAUUUAUUAGUGUGAACACUUUCAGCCAUAACCUUUCCUCUAAGGAUUGCUUAGGUAUGUCCCAGAGGUUCUGAAAAGUGUUGUUUUCAUUUUCAUUAUGUUUCCAUUUGUUAAGACCUCCAAGGUUUCUUCAGUUUAAAAGUGUGCUGUUCAGUCUCCAAGUAUGUUUUCUGAGGUUAUCAUUGUUUUUGAUUUCUAGUUUGAUUGUACUGGGGUCUGACAGAUGCAGGAAUCGUUUGCUUUUCCUUUCCUCUUCCUUGCAUCCUUCCUUUUGCUUUGUGUUCUACAAUGUGUUCAAAAAAGUGUCAUGUGCCACUGAUGAAACUGCAUUAUUUAUCUGUUAGGUGCAAUGUUUGUAGCUCUACCAAGUAAGUUUAGUUCACCUGUGGUAUGACUUAACCCUAAGGUUUCUUUGUUGAAUUUUUUUUGACUGUUGUUUUUGGUGGGUAUUUGGGGUUUUUUGUUUUCUUGAGACUGGUUUUCUCUGUUUAACUUUGGCUGUCCUGGAACUCACUGUAGAGUAGGGUAGAUCUCAAACUCCCAGAGAUCUAGCUGCCUCUACCUCCUGAGUGCUGGGAACUAAAGGUGUGUACCACCACGGAUGGUCUUUGCUGAAUUUGAUUUGGAGGACACAUCUACCUAGUGUGAAAGUGAGGUCCUAUCUCCAGGCCUCUGCAGUGAUGUGUACCGUUUAAUGUCAGGACUCAGAAAAUAUGUGGACCCAAUAAAGCCUCAGUGUGUCUUUUGAGCAACA
Messenger RNA from Mus musculus (house mouse), 11540 nucleotides. RefSeq names its product transducin-like enhancer of split 1 (gene Tle1). Gene Ontology annotation, cellular component: cytoplasm; nucleus. Bases 889 to 3201 code for a protein of 770 amino acids. The record is from RefSeq and is marked validated. Gene Ontology annotation, biological process: regulation of DNA-templated transcription. The transcript is spliced from 20 exons. Lineage: Eukaryota; Metazoa; Chordata; Mammalia; Rodentia; Muridae.